Molecule: messenger RNA, 1323 nt
Organism: Solanum verrucosum
Lineage: Eukaryota; Viridiplantae; Streptophyta; Magnoliopsida; Solanales; Solanaceae
Product: transcription factor MYB124-like
Exons: 12
Coding region: 1-1308 (435 amino acids)
Biological process (GO): regulation of DNA-templated transcription
Cellular component (GO): nucleus
Molecular function (GO): RNA polymerase II cis-regulatory region sequence-specific DNA binding; DNA-binding transcription factor activity, RNA polymerase II-specific
Source: RefSeq, a predicted model, not a curated record
AUGAAGAAGAUUAAAGGAAAUAAUUGUGAUGGAGCCAAACCAAAAGAAAGACAUAUUGUGUCUUGGUCACAAGAGGAGGACGAUAUACUACGAGAGCAAAUUCGUAUUCAUGGAAUUGAUGACAAUUGGACUGUCAUAGCAUCAAACUUCAAGGAUAAAACAACUAGACAAUGCAAAAGAAGAUGGUUCACUUAUUUGAACUCUGAUUUCAAAAAAGGUGGAUGGUCACCCGAAGAAGAUAUGCUUUUAUGCGCGGCUCAAAAGAUUUUUGGAAACAGAUGGACUGAAAUUGCCAAAGUGGUAUCAGGCAGAACGGAUAAUGCUGUGAAGAACAGGUUCACUACAAUCUGCAAAAAGAAAGCAAAACAUGAAGCAAUGGCUGAAGAAAACAGGGUUACGUUUUCAAAUAAGCUCGAUACUGACAGAAUAUGUGAUGUUUCCGUUCCUAUUAAGAAGCUGAGGAGGAGCCAUACUAUAGAAAGCUCGGUUGAUGAUUGUCCGAAUAAUAAUCAACCGCUUAGACAUCCAUUUGCAGUGCUUGCUCAGAAUGUCAAUAACUUGAAAGACACAUAUGAAAAUGGAACGUUCCUUAAGAAGAAUGAUCGAAAGAUAAAUGUGUUGAUGCAACAAGAAGAAUUACUGAACUCACUGGCACUCAAAGUUGAUUCGAAAAACACUAACCAGAGUCUUGAAAAUGCUUGGAAGGUAGUCGAUGAUUUUCUUAAUCGGAUGAAGGAAGGUGAUAUGCUCAAGUUCCGGCAUACAGAGAUGAAUUCUGGACACAAUACUCAUAAGAAUCUGAUAACAAACUCAAGUAGUAACGAAAGGAACCGACCAUCUAAAAGGCAACUUGCUUUAUCUCAAGAGUCUGGUGGCAGUUCAGAGUACAAUACCGGAUCAACUCUGAUGUUGCAUGCAUUGAGUAAUAAAACAGAAGAAAGUCAAGUUAAGACGUGUGCGCAUGAUCAGGAGAUUCAAUCUGGUUUGCAAAAGUCUCAAAUAGGUGAUCAAACUGGAGUUCAAGAGUUGGAAAAUGGAAUUUUCUGUGAUCUUUCAUUCCCUCAUGAUACUCUGCCUGUUUGUGAUGAAAUGAAGGACAAUGAUGUAUCAGCAACAGCUGAAUGUGAAUAUCCUUCUCCUCUUCAAGUAACUCCGCAAUUCAGAUCAUUAGCUGAAGCAAUUCCCAGCCCAAAGUUUUCCGAAAGUGAGAGACAAUUCCUAUUGAAGACACUUGGAGUUGAGUCUACAUCUCCUCAUCGAACCACGAAACCUCCAUCUUGCAAAAGGGCACUCCUCCAAAGCCUAUGAUCAGUUUGCAUCCUU